AUGGAACACCCCUUCUCGACAUCCAAAGUCACCGUCGAGUACUUCGAUCCCCAUGGCGUCUACAAACUCCUAGGCCCUGGCCUCGUGCCCCGACUUCCUCUCCGAAACCUCCACUGGCAAUCGCAUGCCGGACCUCUUCGAUCAAUUGAUGUGUUGUUCGUUGAGCUCGUCGACACUGGUGCCGACCCAGCUGCCGCUGCGCCUCGUGCCACCCUAAGACGUUCGGUCAGCGCAGGCGUUCAAGACGAUGGCUUCCAGACCCAGCAGGUCGGCGGCAAGAGUGCAUCGACCGACGACAUCGAGCCACCGGCGGCGGCGGCGCAGCAACCUGGGAAAGAGCGGCGGCACCAGAUUCCCGGUCUGCGACGAACCCCCUAUCUCAAGGUCCUGCUAGUGCGAUGCGACGACAACGACACGUACAAGGCCACGACGCGCGCCGAGAUUCGCGACUGGAUCAAGCUACACACGCCACCUUCCCAGAGUACAAGAAAGGCGAACAACCAGGAAAACCACGAUGCCUUUGAGUGGCUCAUUGUGCAUGUGGUCGUCCCCAACACCGUCGCCGCGACCCAGCCCAGAACGAGCGGCAAAAGCGCCGAGGGCGCCAGCAGCGACAAGACCGCCUCUUCGAGAUGGCGGACGGGGUCUUCUACGUUGCUGGAGAAGAUGCGCGCCGACUUCAACGUCACUGGCAAGGGUGCCGUGGAUAGGAUUGCCCAGAUCAGGAUCGGCAUCAAUGACGUGCCGUACGAUAUCCUGCCUCGCGUCGUACCAGCCACCCCAACCGGAUACUCGGAGACUGAGAAAGACGCAGAGGUUGCCUGGCAGGAGUUGCUGGCGAAGAUCAAGGGCUUGAUCCUGGCGUCGUUCGACAUGCGCGUUACACAGUACGAAGAUGACAUUCGUGAAAAAGAUGCGCAACGUCUGUUACCAGGUUGGAACUUUUGCACGUUUUUCAUCCUCAAGGAAGGCUUGGCGCGAGGCUUCGAGAGCGUCGGGCUUAUCGAGGAUGCGCUCGUUGGCUAUGACGAGCUCAGUGUUGGCCUUGACUCGGUUAUACACGAACAGGUCGCCACGGGAGACGCGGAGCGAAACGGCGGUGCGCUUCUGGGGUAUACUGCCGAGUUGAAAAAGCAGGCUGAACAGGCUGUUGCGGCAGCGACCGGCGGCGGGAAUCUCGAAGACGAAGAAUCCGUUGACCUGCAGUCCAAGGAGCUUCCUGCUUUCAGCCACUUUGACGAGAUCCCCAUCAGCUCCACAAAGAAGCUUUACCGCGACAUGAUUGUAGCCAACAACGUCUCGGUGUUCGACUUUCGUUGCUACAUAUUCGGCCGCCAGCUGGCCCUGUUGUUGCGCUCGGGCAACGCAUGGUCCUCCAAAGAGGAACUCCUGGUGAAGCUCAAGGAACAGCAAGAAUCAGUGUUGCAUGGCGUUGCACCACAGGCGCCUGCACCAAAACAAGCAGAGGAUGCAGAGAACCUCACCAUGUUGGCCGAGAUUUGUCGAAGGACCCUACAGUUCAUCCCCGCCAUAUCACAGAUCAUGCGAGCAGACAUCAUGUCAGCUGUUUCACAGCCUGGUGGCGACUCAGCUGAUCACUCAGUAAGCCCUGUGGUAACAGAGGUCAUUGACAAUCUUGUCGCAUCCUUCGCAUUCUCGGUUGCUCAGCAAAUCCUGGCGCAGACGUCAACCAAGUCCCUCCCCAUUCCGCCAUCCCUAUUGAUCACUCCCGAAAUUCAUGAGCCCAAGGUUUCCAUCCCCGAGCCCAAGACCAUGAUGCACCCCGCCCGAACAACGUCUUUAAGUGUGCGAACCACUACGGCAGCUCCCCACAGCCCAGGAAUAUUCCCUGGUCCGGGAGCCGGCCAAAGAGCCAGUGUUCCCGAGGGCAUGUCUGUCGCGCCGACUAGCCAGUUUCUCAAGAAUGGCCUCGAAGACCUCGCUGCCAGGCGUGCCGAGCUCUAUAAUCUCUCUCGUAAUGUGUUGGAAGAGUGCGGCAAGAAGCGCGGCUGGGGUGAUGGCUGGGCUUCUGUGCCCGACGUCGAAGACUCUGGCUAUGAGACGAUGGAGGACGUUAGUCUUGACGACAAUGAACCCCUGGCGAAGAAGGCAGAGGCCGAGGUCCCUCAGCAGCCUCUGCUGUCUGGUAUUGAGGGCCGCCUUCUUCAGGCAGCGCUCGAUAACCAAGACGACUUCUACCGUCUCUACGAGACCCUAACGGACAAGGCCUUAAGGCAUUACACCGUUGCCGACCAUAAUUAUGCCGUUCAAGCCAGCAUGACUGAUCUUGCGAUUCUUAAAUACCACCUCGGAGACUACUCAGCGGCGGCUUCUUACUUCUAUCGAGUGACGCCGUUCUACGGGGAAACUGGCUGGAGUGUGUUGGAGCUGUCCAUGCUCAUCAUGUACGCGCACUGUCUACAUGAGCUACAACGCAAGGACGAAUACGUUCGUGUGGUACUGAAGCUGCUGACAAAAGCUGCUGCCGCUGAGAAAGACCGCCUCGCGCGCCGAAAGGGGUUCCGACCUGGCGCCGGACAAGACGUGGAGCAUGCCUCUUUCGCUGUCAUUCGGGGUUUUGUCGGCAAACUACUGGCUGUGACCAAGACAUUUUCCAACGAGGUUCCAGUCCCUCUGGGACAGAUGUUCACUAAUCCUCAGUUAGACGAGUCCCCCGAGUAUGACGUCGGGCUCGACAGCUUCUCUUUGACGAUCAAAUUGAGUAGCUUACUGGUGGAUGACUUAACGAUCGAGACUGCGCGCAUGCGUCUUACAAGUUCUGACCCCGGUGUUCCAAAAGAGUUGUGGUUGGAGAGCACAACUCCUCAAGUGCUCAAGCCAGGCGAGAGCGCCAUUCGCCUGCAAAGCAAAACAAGCCUGUCCGGACGUUAUGACGUUGAUCGCCUGAGUCUGACCUCCAGUAAUAUUCAUCUCCACUACGAACGCGACAUUGAUCACGACUCCUCGAAAGGAGCUGAGGCCUUCCUUCUUCCGAAGGUCACAGUGUGUCGCCAAGAAGGCGGUUUGGACUGCCAACUUACUGCAGCGCGCCACACACAGCUAGACCGUAACAACUGUCUCGAUCUGAAGCUUCGUACUGGUUGGAAUAACGUCACGUCUUGCGAGAUACGAGUGAGGCCCAGCACUGGUGGACUUCGUCUUUUGUCUACAGAGGCCAAAUUCAUCGGACCUUCAUUCGAAUUCGCAAGUGCGCUCGAGCCAGGAUUGUUCCGAUUCAGUGCGCUCGAUCCCAAUACAAGUGUGCAGCUUCGAUUUCCAUUUUCCACUGAGCAGGACGUUGCCAAUAUCUCUGUCAAAGUCGACGUCAUCUAUUCAGCUGAGAAGGGUACAUACACCUUCUCUGCGAUACCCACUAUUCCCAUCUCGUUGGCCCUCGGCGUCAACGUCCAAGAUGUCUUCAAACACAAUGCAGUCUUCUCUCGGUUCAGCGUCUCCACUGCGUCACCGAGCCCGAUCACCGUGUACAAGAGCGAACUGCAGCAAUCCGACAUAUUCGAAUCACAUUUUGGAGUCGCACCCAGCAAGCCCGUGGUCGUCUUCCCCAAGCAGCCAGCAAGCCUUCUCUACAAAAUUACACGCAAAAAGGAUGUUGCGGUACAGCCAAAGACGAAAAAGACAUUAUAUCUGAAGGUCUUUUACAGCGUCGUGCUUGAACAGAUCGUUGCAACAGUCAGCAGGCUCGUGAAGCAAGACAUUCUUAAAUCUGACCUUGCGCGCUAUGCGACGCUGGUGGAGGCACAACUUCAGAAGCAGGUGCCCGGUGCGCUUUCGCUGUUUGACCUCGAGCGCGCAGGACUGCUUGGCGAAAUCUCUACCUCGUUCCUGACAAAGCCGGCUGUAGAUGAUUCGUUCAGGGGCUUGGGAAAGCUACCGGGCAGCGACAAGGAUGCAGCGAGAGCGAUCGCCAGCUUUAUCCAGGACUGGCAGCAGAAGAACCCAAAGCUCGCUCUGAAGUCAUCCGAGACUAUCGAAGACGCUCAGUCGAUCCUUAUUCCCGUAGAUGUUCCGUCCAUCCCAAUUCUCUUCACAAUCGACAUCCAGCUUGACAAAUCGCUCCCGUCGCCAGUCCCUCGCAAAGACGCGGGCACCCCCAUCACGGGCAUCAACCAGCUUCUGUCAGCCAACCUGACGCUCAAGUGGACACGCAGAUGGGAUACUUCGCCAGGCGUCACGGACAGUUCUACGACGCCGCAAGAGUUCACAUACGAUGUCACGGCGCCACCCGACACGUGGCUGCUCGGCGGUCGCAAGCGGGGCCGCGUCAAGGUCCCAGCACUCGGCACUGAUAGCUCUACGCCGGAUCAAUCGGUCGUAAACAUCCCGUUGAUCAUGGUGCCCCUCCGCGAGGGCUGGCUGCCGUAUCCGAGCGUUGACAUGAGGGAGGCCAAAGCGGAGGAGGACGGGCUGCCGCCGACGCAGGGACACUGCGAGACGGAUUAUCGGAAUCUGGGCGAGACGGUCAGGGUCAUUGCCGAUCGGGAGAAGGUCACACUCAGCUUGGACUCCAGUGGGCCCGGCGGCGGACCACUUGUCGUAGAGAGCGAACGCAGGGUGCUUGAGGGUCGGAUAGUUGUCUGA
Verticillium nonalfalfae is the source of this 4599-nucleotide messenger RNA. RefSeq lists its product as uncharacterized. The transcript is spliced from 3 exons. The coding region runs from base 1 to 4599 and encodes 1532 amino acids. The record is from RefSeq and is a predicted model, not a curated record. NCBI's taxonomy places the organism in Eukaryota, Fungi, Ascomycota, Sordariomycetes, Glomerellales, Plectosphaerellaceae. Gene Ontology annotation, biological process: intra-Golgi vesicle-mediated transport; early endosome to Golgi transport. Gene Ontology annotation, cellular component: TRAPPII protein complex.